UUUCCUGUUAUUUUACCCGCUCGCAAAUGGAUCCGCAAAAGGUUUACAUGCCCUAUCCUUGGUUGGCAAUUGUGUCUCUCGAUUGACAAAGAAGCUUGCAGCAGUUUUAUCUGCUUUGCAAACUAUCUGAUCGUGCCCAAUGUUUCCUCAAUCGUUUAGAAUGUUAGAUACUCUUCCCUUUUCUCUUCUUUCAACCUCUUUUUUUUCUUCUCACAUCCGAUGGAUUCUUGGCGUUCCAAAGUCCUGAUUUUUUUCUUCUUUCUGGCAGUCUAAUUUGACUCGACCUUUUUUUUCGUCCUUUUUUGCUUUUUUGCCCUUUUUGCAUUCCCUUUCCUUGCACGUUAUAGCAUUCAACAAGAACCAGUGAGUUCAGCCAGUGUCGAAAUUGAUACGAUGAUCGACAUGUUGGACAAUCAACGAAAAUUAUCAAAAGAAACGCAAAGACCGACAUCACCAGCAAGCAGCUAUAUGAGAAAUCAAAAGCCCAAUUCGAUCAGAAAAGAAAACAAGACAACCGAUUGGGAUCCUGCUGCAAAACAAAAUCUUCAAAUGGAAACUGAAAGAAAAUUACCUUAUGGACGUCAUCGUCAAAUUCAACAUCCUGCACCGUUGCAACUUGAUGAUUUAGGACAUUCACGGUCAAAAAGUUUACCACAAGUUGAAAAGGAUGAGUCUGCUUCAAGCGAGCAAUUUAACGUCGAAACAAUUGCAAAUGUACAGGAACAUCAACAAGAAAUUGUUCCAAAGCCAAUUUCACGUUCAUUGCCGCCUUCGCCACCUUCUAAACCGGGUUACAAUAACAACACAAUUCAACAGUUAUUGCAACCUGCUCAAGAGCCUGACCGAUCUUCCAUUUCUUCGACUUUUGGUUUGGCUGAUUUGCCUGCUCCUCCUCCACCUUCUCAUUCACCCGAACAUGACGAUCGUAUUCGUGGUCUACUUGAAAAGCAGAAAGAGAGAGUAAGAGCGGGUUUGCAUGCACCACACACUCAAUUUGCUUCAUUCACUGCGCCUCCAACACCAAUCUCAAAAGAUUUGUCAGAAGAAGAAGAGCGAAUACACAGUGAAACGGAAAUUGUGCAAAGACAAACGGCAAGCAGCGUAGAGUCCUAUCCUACCAUUUCACCGUCAAGUAUGUUAAAUGGUGUUGCAACUGCACCUCCGGUUGAAGCGCAUCAAAAGCGUGAAAAACGAAAAAGUUCAAUCUUUGCCAAUCGAAGACCGCACUCUUCUUGUGGAUUCCCGAAAGAAAUUGAAUCGAUUGAUCAAGUUUCUCAGCGAAGCGGCAGAAGAAAAAGGGCGGAUAGUGCAGCUACUUCAUCUCGGUACUCUUCCAACUCUGCUUCUAUCACAGGUGAGAUGUCAGCAUCUUCAUCGCCAAACCAUUCAGUAGGUUUACAAAAAGAAAAGACUUGGUUGAAAAGACAAAUGGAAAAGGUAAAAAACAGAUCUCCAAGCUCAAACGGAUUUGGUGUCAACGGAAUUCAAGAAGAACCAGAACUUCAACAAAGUACAACAAAUGGAAAGAAAAGUUUGAGACCGGAAAGUUUGGUGGAAGAUCAAAUCGUAUUCUCUGCAAUGGCAAUGAGCGACGCCAAUUCGUUUUCGCCGCAUUCCAGAUUACAAAGUGCAAACAGCGAACCAAGUGGAUAUCAAUCAAGAAUUUAUCGAAGUUCUCAAUCGGAUAGUGAAAGUAAAGAGCUUUCGUCUAAGUUGAAAAAGUUGUUCAACAAUUCUUCAGAUGGGACCAAAAAGAGUCGUUUCAAGUCCAAAAGGAAUUCUGAUGCAACCCUUGCUGUUGAACAGGGUCAACCGGCACGUAGAAGAAGCAGGAGUUUGGGCUCAGCGUAUGGAAUCAAUGCAAUUCCAACAAAUGCAGAUGCACACAAAGGAGUUGAAGGAAAUGAGUUUGAUUUUGAUUCAACGACUGACUCAACAUUCUGCAAAAGUGUUUUACAAGACGACAGUACGGGUCUAGCUGCUCACGGUCAUAAAGGAAAAAAGAGGGAAGUCAAUAACAGAAGAAAGAGUAAAAAUAUGGCGUCAUCAGGGGAUUAUGAAGGAGACAGGAAUUCAAAGCGAUUCGUCGAUCAAAAUGCAUUAUUGGGUCUUUAUACAGGAAAGGAUAUCAAACAAGCCGAAAAGAUGGCCGCUACACUUGCAGCUUAUGCUUCAGAACCAAAUUUGAGUCCUAGCAAAAAGAUGAAUCAAUUCCUUGACCCACAUGAAGAACCACCUUCAGCCAUUUCUUCGCGUAUUGCAAUAUCUCCUCAAACCAGUAAAUCAUCCGAUAGCAAUCAAGGAUUCCAUUUACCUUCAUGGUCAAAAUGGCGUAAAGAUCAUUUACGUCAAAGACAAUCGGAUAUGAUUGCAGAAAAGUUGGUGGCAGAAGCGGAAUCGGAAAUUCGACGUGAAGAAGGUGGUGAAAGUAGUGGAUCGAAUAAUUAUCCUGGCUUGAUGAAACAUCAACAAGAGUUUAGUGCUUCUGCUGAAUCAACUUCUUGGACUUUUCGUCAUGAUUCAAAAGAAUAUUUUGGCAAAUUACGUAAACAAGUGAACGAAAGAGUGAAAAGGAAACCAUCUUUUGGAGAUUCAAUCAGACCAUUUCCAUCACUCUCAAAAACAGCUUUGGAGGAAAAAGAAGAAUCGGAUCGUAAACAAAAACAACAAGCUUUAUUUUAUAGUUUGGAUGUUGGAAUUGCUAAGCAAGAUAUACCUUCAAGCGUUGAUAGUAUCGAAGAAAUUGAUUCUCAAAACGAUCACAAUUCCAAUCCUGCUGGACCUAGCCAAACUAUCAAUGCGCAAACAUCUUCGUUGAAUCGUCAUUCUUUACCGCCUAUUCCGCCUUCUCAUUCCCCUCCAAGUCAACAAUCACUUGGACAUCUUCAAGAACCUCGCUCAGCUCUUGCUGAUCAAAACGGUCCUUCUCCUUUCAGAAAUUUGUUGCUUAAUCGAAUUCGCAAUGAAUCUACCGAACACUUGCAUCAGAACUUCAAAGCCGGGAAUGCCGAGACACAAGAGCAAGGACAGAGACACGGCUAAAGAAAAUUAUAACAAAGAUGUACAUGUACAGAUGAAACAUUCGUUCAGCUUAUUCCUGUACAUAGCAAAGAAUAACUAUCCAAGAUACAUUUUAUG
Molecule: messenger RNA, 3138 nt
Organism: Meira miltonrushii
Lineage: Eukaryota; Fungi; Basidiomycota; Exobasidiomycetes; Exobasidiales; Brachybasidiaceae
Exons: 1
Coding region: 394-3042 (882 amino acids)
Source: RefSeq, a predicted model, not a curated record